AGAGCGGACCCAGGGAGGGAGGCAGGGUGGGGGAGGACGAGGGGCGCGUGGUUUUCCCAUCUCAUCCCUGGAGGAGGAGCUGGAGCAUCCCGGGCAGCCAAUCAGGGAAGGCUGGGGGAGCGCUUUGAAGAAGUUUGGGGGAAAAAAGUUUGGAAAAGUUUCUAUAAUAACUAGGGGGCGUCCGGAGGGAGGUGGCAGCGGCGGAGGAGGGGGCGUCUCAGAGAAGGGGAGGGAGGGAGCCACGGGUGAAGCGACGGCAGCCUCCUGAGCUCACCCCUCCCACCCAGACCUGGACCUGGGGGCUCUGGCCGGAUCCAUGGGGGCAGCAAGCUGCGAGGAUGAGGAGCUGGAAUUUAAGCUGGUGUUCGGGGAGGAAAAGGAGGCCCCCCCGCUAAGCGCGGGGGGGCCGGGGGAAGAACUGGAUUCAGAAGACGCCCCACCAUGCUGCCGUCUGGCCCUAGGAGAGCCCCCUCCCUAUGGCGCUGCCCCUAUUGGCAUUCCCCGGCCUCCACCCCCUCGGCCUGGCAUGCACUCCCCACCACCCCGCCCAGCCCCCUCACCUGGCACUUGGGAGAGCCAGCCAGCCCGGUCAGUGAGGCUGGGGGGGCCCGGAGGGGACUCCGGCGGGGCCGGGGGAGGCCGUGUCCUCGAGUGCCCAAGCAUCCGCAUCACUUCCAUCUCUCCCACGCCCGACCCGCCAGCCACGCUGGAGGACAACCCUGAUGCCUGGGGAGACGGCUCCCCCAGAGAUUACCCCCCACCUGAAGGCUUUGGAGGCUACCGAGAGGCAGGGGGCCAGGGCGGGGGCCCCUUCUUCAGCCCGAGCCCUGGCAGCAGCAGCCUGUCCUCGUGGAGUUUCUUCUCGGAUGCCUCUGAUGAGGCAGCCCUGUAUGCGGCCUGCGACGAGGUGGAGUCUGAGCUAAACGAAGCAGCCUCGCGCUUUGGCCUAGGCUCCCCGCUGCCCUCGCCCCGGGCCUCCCCGAGGCCAUGGACCCCCGAUGAUCCCUGGAGCCUGUAUGGUCCGAGCCCAGGAGGCAGGGGGCCGGAAGAUAGCUGGCUACUCCUCAGUGCUCCAGGGCCCACCUCUGCCUCUCCACGGCCUGCCUCUCCAUGUGGCAAACGGCGCUAUUCCAGCUCUGGAACCCCAUCUUCCGCCUCUCCAGCUCUGUCCCGCCGGGGAAGCCUAGGGGAGGAGGGGCCUGAGCCACCUCCACCACCCCCAUUGCCUCUGGCCCGGGACCCUGGCUCCCCAGGCCCCUUUGACUAUGUGGGAGCCCCACCAGCUGAGAGCAUCCCUCAGAAAACCCGGCGGACUUCCAGCGAGCAGGCAUUGGCCCUGCCUCGGUCUGAGGAGCCUGCCUCAUGCAAUGGGAAGCUGCCUUCGGGAGCAGAGGAGGCUGCAGCUCCUCCAGGGGGUCCUCGGAAGGAGGUGGCUGGCAUGGACUACCUGGCGGUGCCCUCCCCUCUGGCUUGGUCCAAGGCCCGGAUUGGGGGACACAGCCCCAUCUUCAGGACCUCUGCCCUACCCCCGCUGGACUGGCCUCUGCCCAGCCAGUAUGAGCAGCUGGAGCUGAGGAUCGAGGUGCAGCCUAGAGCUCACCACCGGGCCCACUAUGAGACAGAGGGCAGCCGAGGUGCUGUGAAAGCUGCCCCUGGUGGUCACCCCGUAGUCAAGCUCCUAGGUUACAGUGAGAAGCCACUGACGCUUCAGAUGUUCAUCGGCACUGCAGAUGAAAGGAACCUGCGGCCUCAUGCCUUCUAUCAGGUGCAUCGCAUCACUGGCAAGAUGGUGGCCACAGCCAGCUAUGAAGCUGUAGUCAGUGGUACCAAGGUGUUGGAGAUGACCCUGCUUCCUGAGAACAAUAUGGCAGCCAACAUUGACUGUGCGGGAAUCCUGAAGCUUCGGAAUUCAGACAUUGAGCUGCGGAAGGGUGAGACGGACAUCGGGCGCAAGAACACACGUGUGCGGCUGGUAUUCCGGGUACACGUACCCCAGGGCAGCGGGAAAGUCAUCUCUGUGCAGACAGCAUCGGUGCCCAUCGAGUGCUCCCAGCGCUCAGCUCAGGAGCUGCCCCAGGUGGAGGCCUACAGCCCCAGUGCCUGCUCGGUGAGAGGAGGAGAGGAACUAGUGCUGACUGGCUCCAACUUCCUGCCAGACUCCAAGGUGGUGUUCAUAGAGAGAGGCCCUGAUGGAAAGCUGCAAUGGGAGGAGGAGGCCACUGUGAACCGGUUGCAGAGCAAUGAGGUGACACUGACCCUGACUGUCCCUGAGUACAGCAACAAGCGGGUGUCCCGGCCUGUCCAGGUCUACUUUUAUGUCUCCAACGGGCGCAGGAAGCGCAGCCCUACCCAGAGUUUCAAGUUUCUGCCUGUGAUCUUCAAGGAGGAGCCCCUACCAGACUCAUCUCUCCGGGGCUUCCCGUCAACAUCGGCCCCCGCCUUUAGCACUGACAUGGACUUCUCACCACCCAGGCCCCCCUACCCCUCCUAUCCCCAUGAAGACCCUGCUUAUGAAACUCCUUACGUGUCAGAAGGCUUCAGCUAUGGCACGCCCCCUCUAUACCCUCAGACGGGGCCUCCACCAUCCUACAGACCUGGCCUUCGGAUGUUCCCUGAGACUGGGGGUACCACAGGUUGUGCCCGCCCACCUCCAGUAUCCUUCCUUCCCCGGCCCUUCCCUAGUGACCCCUAUGGGGGACGGGGCUCCCCUUUUCCACUGGGGCUACCAUUCCCUCCUCCAGCUCCCUUUCGGCCUCCACUGCCUUCCUCCCCACCGCUGGAAGGCCCCUUUCCUCCCCAGAGUGCUGUUCAUCCCCCACCUGCUGAGGGAUACAAUGAGGUAGGGCCAAGCUAUGGCCCUGGGGAGGGGGCUCCGGAGCAGGAGAAAUCCAGGGGUGGCUACAGCAGCGGCUUCCGAGACAGUGUCCCUAUCCAGGGUAUCACGCUGGAGGAAGUGAGUGAGAUCAUUGGCCGAGACCUGAGUGGCUUUCCUGCACCUGCUGGAGAAGAGCCUCCUGCCUGAACCCAUCGCCUGGCAAUCCCAGCCCCCCCCACCCCCCAGGCCUGCCCACUUCCCCUGCAUCCUGGGGUGGUGGUUCCAGAAGCGUGGGGCCAAUCUGGUUCUUUCCCCCGGAAGCUUUUGCCUUCUCUCCCCUGCCCUCCCUCCCCUCCUCUAGCUGAGGUGUGGCCCCCUGGGCCUGGUGCUGCCAGGAAGGGAGGGGCAGAGUGCUGAGGACUGGGAUGGGUGGAGACUGAGGCUGGGUGUGAGGACUGACUGGAGCAAAGGCUGUGUCUAGAUUGUGUACAGGCCACUGUGCUGGGAGGCUGGGAACAGGUUGAUGGGUAAUAAACUGCUCACUGAUGAGUG
Hipposideros armiger (great roundleaf bat) is the source of this 3367-nucleotide messenger RNA. RefSeq names its product nuclear factor of activated T cells 4 (gene NFATC4). Bases 317 to 3022 code for a protein of 901 amino acids. Gene Ontology annotation, cellular component: transcription regulator complex. Gene Ontology annotation, molecular function: transcription factor binding; RNA polymerase II cis-regulatory region sequence-specific DNA binding; DNA-binding transcription factor activity, RNA polymerase II-specific. Gene Ontology annotation, biological process: cytokine production; regulation of transcription by RNA polymerase II; calcineurin-NFAT signaling cascade. NCBI's taxonomy places the organism in Eukaryota, Metazoa, Chordata, Mammalia, Chiroptera, Hipposideridae. The transcript is spliced from 10 exons. The record is from RefSeq and is a predicted model, not a curated record.